Molecule: messenger RNA, 1418 nt
Organism: Propithecus coquereli (Coquerel's sifaka)
Lineage: Eukaryota; Metazoa; Chordata; Mammalia; Primates; Indriidae
Product: trafficking protein particle complex subunit 10-like
Exons: 8
Coding region: 162-1418 (418 amino acids)
Biological process (GO): intra-Golgi vesicle-mediated transport; early endosome to Golgi transport
Cellular component (GO): TRAPPII protein complex
Source: RefSeq, a predicted model, not a curated record
GCGGCGGUGGCGCGGCCGGCUCAGGAGCUGCCUCGCGCGGCCGGGCGGGCGUCGCUGUCACGGCCGGCGGCGCCGCUCAGGGUCGGGCUCGGGCUGGGCCGGGCGCGGCCUCGGGGCUGCCCAUGGGGCGCGAGGGGCCAGGCCGGUGACCCCGGACGCCAAUGGACGCCCCUGAGGAGCCGCUGCCGCCGGUGAUCUACACCAUGGAGAACAAGCCCAUCGUCACCUGUGCUGGAGAUCAGAAUUUAUUUACCUCUGUUUACCCAACGCUUUCCCAGCAGCUUCCAAGAGAACCAAUGGAAUGGAGGAGGUCCUAUGGCCGGGCUCCGAAGAUGAUUCACCUAGAGUCUAACUUUGUUCAGUUCAAAGAGGAGCUGCUGCCCAAAGAAGGAAACAAAGCUCUGCUCACUUUCCCCUUCCUUCAUAUUUAUUGGACAGAAUGCUGUGAUACUGAAGUGUAUAAAGCUACAGUAAAAGAUGACCUCACCAAGUGGCAGAAUGUUCUGAAAGCUCAUAGCUCUGUGGACUGGUUAAUAGUGGUAGUUGAAAAUGAUGCCAAGAAAAAAAACAAAACCAACAUCCUUCCCCGAACUUCUAUUGUGGACAAAAUAAGAAAUGAUUUUUGUAAUAAACAGAGUGACAGGUGUGUUGUGCUCUCCGACCCCUUGAAGGACUCUUCUCGAACUCAGGAAUCCUGGAAUGCCUUCCUGACCAAACUCAGGACAUUGCUUCUUAUGUCUUUUACCAAAAACCUAGGCAAGUUUGAGGAUGACAUGAGGACCUUGAGGGAGAAGAGGACUGAGCCAGGCUGGAGCUUUUGUGAAUAUUUCAUGGUUCAGGAGGAGCUUGCCUUUGUCUUUGAGAUGCUGCAGCAGUUCGAGGAUGCGCUGGUGCAGUACGACGAGCUGGACGCCCUCUUCUCACAGUACGUCGUCAACUUCGGGGCCGGGGAUGGUGCCAACUGGCUGACUUUUUUCUGCCAGCCGGUGAAGAGCUGGAACGGAUUGAUCCUUCGAAAGCCCAUAGAUAUGGAGAAGCGGGAAUUGAUACAGAGGCAAGAAGCCACCCUGUUAGAUCUGCGCAGUUACCUGUUCUCUCGCCAGUGCACCUUGCUCCUCUUCCUGCAGAGGCCGUGGGAGGUGGCUCAGCGCGCCCUAGAGCUGCUGCACAACUGUGUGCAGGAACUGAAGCUCUUAGAAGUCUCCGUCCCGCCCGGGGCUCUAGACUGCUGGGUGUUUCUGAGCUGUCUGGAGGUGCUGCAGAGGAUCGAAGGCUGCUGUGACCGGGCGCAGAUAGACUCGAACAUUGCCCACACCGUGGGGCUGUGGAGCUAUGCCACAGGAAAGGUACUGCCCCGGCACGGAGUGCUCGCGCCCUCUUUGUGGGCCUGCCUGGGUGAUGGGGAAAUCAGCCGUUAG